This is a messenger RNA of Diachasmimorpha longicaudata, 2269 nucleotides long. Its product is annotated as glutamate receptor-like. The record is from RefSeq and is a predicted model, not a curated record. The transcript is spliced from 8 exons. Bases 11 to 1954 code for a protein of 647 amino acids. Gene Ontology annotation, cellular component: membrane. Gene Ontology annotation, molecular function: ligand-gated monoatomic ion channel activity. Lineage: Eukaryota; Metazoa; Arthropoda; Insecta; Hymenoptera; Braconidae.
UUUAGUCGCAAUGAUAUUGAACAUCAGUAUCGCCUGCUCAAUCCUAACUACUGCACACAAAGCUGUCACUUAUUACGGAUCAUUAAUUGAUGAAUUUUAUGGGAGGCACGAUGCUGAUGGGAUCCUCAUCGUAUCGAGUACUAAUUAUCAUUCUUUUGGGAGCCUCACAUUCUGGCACGAGAUGUUGAUAAAACUGUCGAGUCGAGGAAGAACAACGGACCUCGUCUACUUCGGAGAAUUAACCCGAACCUUGGAGCAAUAUCGCAGGCAAAAUAUUCGUCCGCUGAUUGUACUUUUCGUCAGACACAUGGGGGAAGUGUAUUUUUUCGCGCGAUUGACCAAGACCCUGAGCUUUAGCAACAGCUUGUGGGUGAUUUUAUUCUCCGGCGAUAGUAGCGGAAAAGUUUGCAAAUUUUGUCGUCAACCAGAGGGCAAUCAGUUGAAUUUGAAAUUCAACUCGGAGGUUAUUGUCGCCUGCUGCGAGUCGACCAUCAUCCGGGAGUGGUGGAGCACUGGUAGUCGUACUCAUAUUGGAGAGCUUGGACAGUGGAUUAACGAGAGUCAUGGGAUCCAAUGGUUCUCCGACAAGUCUCUUUACGAACGAAGGACUUCUCUCGAUGGCCGACCUUUUCACCUUAAUAUUGUUCAGGGAUCGACUGAUAUCUGGCUGAAAAAUGGUGAACUUCAUGGAUAUUUGGCAAGCGUUGUCAAAGCCCUGUCUCAAUUCAUGAAUUUCACGAUUUCAUCUGUUACUGUUGCCCGUUCCUACGGCGGUUGGGAUGAGGAAUCUCUAGAAUGGACUGGUGUUCUUGGUAAUAUUCACCGGCAUGAAGCCGACAUGGGUGUAUCAUCAUUCAUAAUGACCAAUGAACGACGUGAAGUGGUUGACUUUACAAUUCCCACGGUGUAUGAAAAUUCCCGACUGUAUAUUCGACGACUUGGAGCGAAUCACGUACAAUGGAAUGCUUACAUUGAGGCGUUUGGAAUGGAUGUUUGGUUAGUGAUAAUAACGCUGAUCAUGACGACACCUCUUCUCCUGACGUUUAUGUCAUAUAAAGGACGACCCUUCGUCUAUCCUCUCAUCUUCGAGAAUUACCUGUCUGUUUGGGGGAUUUACUGUCAGCAGGGAGUGCCAAAAUUUCCUGAUGAAACGCCUCUGAGAAUCGUCUUCAUAUCGUUAUUCCUAUCGGCGUUGGUCAUCACCAUGGCCUACUCUGCUGCCCUCACCAGCUUCCUCGCAGUGAACGUAUCUCAUUUGCCGUUCAAUUCCAUGGAAGAAUUUGUUAAACUUGGAACCUAUAAAUUGAUCGCUAUAGACCAUACUGCAGAUUACACGUUGUUCAUGGAUUCCGAUGAAGCACUCCUGAAGAAAAUGGCUGCCUUGAUGCAACCGUCAAAGUUUUUACCUACAACUCAUCGCGAAGGAUUCCAAAAGGUUUGUCAAGAGAAAGUGGCAUUUCAUACCACUCACGAAAUUCGAGUAGGGUACACUAGCUCUUUCAUCCCUUGUGAAAUGGCCUGGCUAAAGACUCGAAAAAUUCAGGCAUCAGGAAUCAUCAUGCCAUAUGGAAGCGAGUACACGGAAUUUGUAAAUUACCAUCUGCAACGAUUUAAAUACAGUGGACUGCUUGAUCGAUGGAAACGAGAGUAUCAUUAUCGAAAAAAGGAUCUUCCCGAGAUCUAUCAUCCCUCGGUGCACCUCAAGGGCAUAACACCGAUGCUAGGUGUUUUGACAGCAGGAUUAUUGAUUGCUCUGAUUAUUCUCGUAAUAGAGCGGAUCUUUUAUCGUCACAGAAACCGGGUACAAGACGAGAAAAUACGAACAUCGGAGACGGGAGGGACGCAAGAUGUUGCUUUCCAUGUUCCUUUUCAUCGCCAGAGCUCCCUCACCUGGUCUCACGAUUCCAAUGAUUAUCACAAAAUUUAUAAUAGUUUUGAAAAUACACUAGGGUAGUCUACUUUCUACCCAAGAGAGUCUUUGGAUUUACCCAACUUAGAUUGUUCAAUCCUGGGAAUUCCGGAAAAAUCCGGCACUGGAAAAAUUCCUCUACUGCACAAUAAAGUUUUUAAUGUAUUCAAGAAUUAAUUAAGUUUUUCCGCAAUUAGUGUAGUAUCAGGAAGAAAUUAUCGAGAGAGAGACCUCAAAGGAAACAGACGCAUAAACAAUCGACGGAAAAAUUUAAGUUUAUAUUAAGUGUUUUGUAGAUCUAGUGUAGACAUAGUGUUUGAUAUUAAUUAUACGGAUUUCUUUGAUAAUAAACCAUUUUUA